This is a messenger RNA of Cynoglossus semilaevis (tongue sole), 5132 nucleotides long. RefSeq names its product brain-enriched guanylate kinase-associated protein. The record is from RefSeq and is a predicted model, not a curated record. The transcript has 7 exons. Lineage: Eukaryota; Metazoa; Chordata; Actinopteri; Pleuronectiformes; Cynoglossidae. Bases 2136 to 4055 code for a protein of 639 amino acids. Gene Ontology annotation, cellular component: synapse.
GGCGCUGUGGUGCAGCUUCAGCCUCAGCCACUCUUCUCCAUAGACAGAUUACUGUCGUGAAUUCCCAGGACACCACAACACGUCUUUGUGGCUGGAUUUACGGUGUUGUCUCUGUGGGAGAAAAAAAAAAAAAAAAAGGGCAGCUGAGAAAAUGCAUGACAAAUUUCUGAAAUGGGAAACGGUUUCUCCAUUAGUAACGAAGAAGACGGGGAUCACAUUCCUUUAAUUUAUUGUCUGAUUAAAAUUCAGUCUUUGCCGUCACCUUAGCAACUGCUUGGAAAUAGGUGGGUGGUGUGGGUGCUGCAAGCCAGGCAUGUGAGCCUGUUGGUGUUCAUCGCAGAGUAGUGUGUGAGCGUCAGUGUGUGUGUGUGUGAGCGUCAGUGUGUGUGUGUGUGUGUGUUGUGCGCACUGAAAAGUUUCAUGUCUUCACACGAGUCCUUGCAGUAACAAAGCGUUCUUCACAAGCACAUGACCUUCUGCUGAGCAUUGGUUGAAGACACAAACUCAAAUUCUCUCUGCCCUCCCACCCCGGCUCCCUCCAGGCACAAAGUCAUCCGUUUUCUUUGUUGGUAUUCCAUCCAUAUCCAGAUCCAGUAGAGAGCAAGUAUAAAAAAAUAAAAAAAAAGAAGAAAAAUCUUCCUGCAUCGUUCACUGUGCUGGAUAUUCACAGCUCUGCUCGUCUUUUCUCAAGUGAGGAACUGGUUAAACGGACUUCUCAGGGCUUCCACAACUAAUGAAACCUGAUCGUGUGGCAGCGUGGAUGCCACUCUCCAUCAGGCCUGCACCCUAAACGUGAAUGAAGAUAAGAAUUCUGGGAAAGUAUUUUCAGGAUGAUACAUAAUUCAUCGCUCUCAGAAACAUGGGAAAGGCAGCAGCAGCAGCAGCGGUAAAAAAAAACCAUUCUUCCAAACAGCCUGGGAUUUGAGCUGUAACAUUCAACAGAUUGAACCACCUGUUCUACCUCACCUCCUCCCCUCUCCCUGUCUCCCCUCUGUUUCCUCGUCAGCACCUCCCCUCUCCUCUCUGUCGCUCCAAUUCAGCACUUCCACAGAGAUAUUGACUUGCUGCAAGUGUCCCUCCUGGGGGAUGUGGGGGGGGGAGGGGGCUCGCCGUGUAUCUGCAGUCUGGCUGCAAUGGAGGGUUUCUCUCAACUCUCUCCCUCCUCACUCACUCCCCUUCCUUCCUGCCCCGCUCUCUCAGUCUCUCCUGACUUGAUUUGAUGGUCUUCUUCUCACCUCAAGUAUGAGCGUGGCUGCAGACAGCAGGGCUUCAGACUGAUGAGCGUUACAUGGUCUUGCUCAUGGACAGGGGAGGAAGGGGAGUGAGGGAUAAUAGGAUGAGGACUGGAGGAGAGGGAGAGAGAGAGAGAGAGUGAGGAAGAGGAGAGGAGAUAAAAUAAACAAAAAACCAGGAGGGAAGCAGAGAGAGCCUCUGCUGAAUAUGUAUGUUUUGUUGCUUCCUCGCACCGAGCUGCCACAGCAUCAGACUGAUGCACUGAGGAGUUGGCAGCUCCCGGGCCACUCUGAUGGGUCGCUUCAUUAACGUCCUGUCUUUCCCUUUAGGUGUCUGCUGAAGACAUGAGCAACGCCGAUGCUAUCAGGUGAGCUUCCUUCUCUCUCCCUCUCCCCUUCUUCUGCACAUAUCUUUUAGCACUCCAUCAUCACACCCCCACAUUCUCCCUGUCUUCCUCCUUUUUUUAAAGCUCCUUCCCUCCCACUCUUCCUCUCUUUCUCUUCCUCUACUCCUGCGUAGUCUCUCUCCCUCACUCGCUCUGUCUUCCCUCCUGGCUCUGUUGCUGAUGCUGCUGCUGCUGAUGCCGCUGAUGCUGGAGUGGCGUGUUGGUGGUGGCAGCAGUGGGGUGGUGGUGUGCAAGUGUUGGGGUUUCUCUGAGCUAGGAGGGAGAACGGGGUAAGCCAGUCCAGAUAACACACAGGAGGAGAAGUCAGGGAUUUCUCCGCUCACUCAGCAGAGCUCUGGGAGCUGGAUUUUUAUCUCUGGGAUUCCAGGAUGAAGCUCUGCGUACGGGAAAGGAUCAGAACACGUUCAGCUCUCAGUAACUCUUCAGGCCAGGCUUAGCUGAUCUCCGUCGGGAAACUAACACGCAUGCCGGCAUUGUGCGAUCGACCUAUAAACACAUGAGAGGGAAGGAACACAGACAAACCAUGAAAAAGAUAUACAUUGGCAAAACCGCCUUAAAAGUCCCCCGAAACGGUGGCAAACACCCGAAAAAGAGCUCGUUGCUGGAGCAGAAGGAGGAUUUACGGAAGAGGCUUUCCUACACCACCCACAAGCUGGAGCUGCUGCAGGGAGAGUUCGACUCCACGCGGCAGUACCUGGAGACAGAGCUGCGCAGGGCACAGGAGGAGUUGGACAAGUUUACUGAUAAACUGCGCAGAAUACAGAGCAGCUACUCGGCUCUGCAGAGGAUCAACCAAGAUCUGGAGGAGAAGAUCCACCGGAACUCACAGCACCACGAUGACGAGAAGCGAGCUUUGAGCAGAGAGAUCAUCGUCCUCAACAACCGUCUGAUGGAGGCCAAGCUCACCAUCGAGAAGCUGCAGGAGGACAAUGAACUCUACAGAAAGGACUGUAAUCUGGCUGCUCAGCUCCUCCAGUGCAACAAGUCUCUGUACAGAGCCGAGCUCUCAGAGCUGCCUGCUGACUUACAGGAGCGACUGACCAUGCAUAUGGAGGAAUCUCCUCUCUGUCACGCCUUUCCAGACUCUCUUAUUGCCAAUGUGCUCGAAAAACAAGACGAUGCCUGCAGCAGCAGUCAGGCUUCCCGCUCCCCAAGCCCCCAGGCCCAGGACCAUGCUUUUAUCUUGGAGACCUUGGCUGCAGGUGAACGCCUAGGUCUGCGGGCAGCUUACAAAUCUGACUUGUACGCCAGUGACACGGCCCUGUACUGCCCCGACGACCGGCACCGUGAGCGAAGGCCUAGUAUGGACCUUCAUGGUCAGAGGAAGCUGCUGUAUGGACCCCAGAACUCCACCGACAGCACUCCAGAGGAGGGGUCACUUGGUUUGAGGGCUGGCUUCUCCCAGGAGCACUUUGCCAAGUUCCCACCUGCACUCGAUGUAGGAUCCAGCUCCUACUCCAGUUUCAGCGGAGCGGGUUCUGAGGACAAGGGGAACGGGCCUCCCAGCAGCGUAGCCUCGUCCCCUCACCAUCAUUCUCUCUACAUGGAGUGGAGGGAUGCAGGAGACUAUGAGAGGAAGAGUGACUCAUCCUGGGAGAGGGACAGUCCAAGGGUAUUUGCCAAUGCUCAUCCAUUCCAGCAGGCGGAGCUGGGCCACCACCAGAACGGAAGCUCGCCGGUCUACAGCCGAACCAUGUCGUCCUGUUUCAGUGAGCCCUAUGAGCCACUGCCGCCGUCCUCAUCACCAAGCGUGGCCUACGGAGACAGCCGUCGAGGCAGCACGUUGGCCCCCGAGGAGGAAGAACUGAUAAGUCGAUGGAGACAACUCAGUGUGGAGGAUCUGAGUGCCCACAACUUCCGUAGUCCCGGUCGGGCUUCACCGUACAGCUUCUCUGAGCAGCACUUCUCCGUUAGGCCUGCUAAGAUCCGACUCGGUCCGGUCUACAGCAGCUUCCAGGAGGGAGCCGACUAUUAUCACCAUCACGGAGUGGCAGCCAUGGACCCAGUGUGGGUGGCUGCCAGUCCCAGCCCAGAAUGCAGCCCAGGGAUGCGUCAAGCACACAGCCAAGCCCACCUUUACCGAGGGGAGGACAGCCAGGAGUCGGAGCACAGCCUCUACCACUCAGGAAGCUCCAAAGACAGAGAAGGAAACUUGGCAGCUGGAGGUCAGGGCACGGACUACGUGGACCCCAGCCCCAACAGCUCCACCGAGUCCCUUCACCAGAGGUCCUUGGAGAUGGCUGCUGAGCUGCAGCAUUACCAGGUGGAGAUGCACAGCCUGCCUGCACAGGCCAGCCAGUCGCCGCCCCCGGCCCCACCACCUCCUCCUCCCUACAACCAAAAAUUUGGCUCCUUGGGACUCACCAGGAAGGACAGUCUGACCAAGGCCCAGCUUUAUGGAACUCUUUUGAACUGAACGACCUUCCGAUCAUGUUUCGUCUUUGAACCGAUGUUAGGGAUGAAAGAGCCCUGGUGCGACCAGCUGCACCUUCUGUGAGCACGGUCCAAUCUGGCAGGAAAAUGCUUGAAUAUAAGCCAGGAGUGAAAUUAUUCAGCAUCAUGAACCUGUGACUAGAGCAGAGGAUUUUUAAAGAGGUUGGCAGCAGUUCACACUACAAUCAGUCAGAGAAAGUCAUGUGAAGAGUUGUACGUAAGGCGAAGGAGCUCCAGCAGCCCUUAAAUUUGUAUUGUAUUUACCUUCGUAAUGUAUUAUUAUAUACUUGUAACUACAAAUUUGCGUGAUAUAUUUUGUAUGUGACUGUUGACAAGAAUUUCACCCAAAAACAAUCCCGAAAACUAAAUAAUCCUGGAACUUGUAUAUAAAUUUACAACUGCCAAUUAUAUAUUUGGAAACUCAGAGGUCGUAUAAAAAAAGUGAAUACAUAUAUACGUGUGUAUACAUGAGUGUAUUCACAUAUACACAUUAUAUAUGUGUAUAUACGUAUAUGUAUAUACAUGUAUAGAAGUGAAAGUGUGAACAGAUGAGUUUCAGUCGUGACUUUUAAAUCGAUCGAGAACGUGACGAUUCGUAUGGAAUGUGAAAUUUAAUCAUAAGGGAGAAUGUGAAACAGUUACUGGCGUGAAAGACAAACAUACACUUUGUUUCUUCUUCUGUUGAUGGAAUUUAAUCAGUAUUGGUGGGUGUGCUCUAUUAUUAUUGAUGGAACGUAUUGAGGUCUGUCUAAACAGUCAGUAAUACUUCAUUUAUUAUAUUCCAAAUAUCCCACUGCUAGGUUUUUCUUCCCUGUCCCCGUUCUACCUCAGAUUUUGAUGCCCACACCCUGUUUUACCACUGUAACCUUGUUUCUUUGAUUACAAUGCAUGGUUUAAACAUUUUUGGUUGUUUUGUUCACUUAAUAAAGCACAAACGUGGUUCAUGUCUGUAUCUGCCAGUCCUGACCAGCGAUAGCUGAUGAGGAUAUUCAUUUAUUUAUUUGUCUUUUUUAGCUAAAUGGUUCUCAGAGUCGCUUGGGGAGUCAUAACAUAUUGCGGG